Pleuronectes platessa (European plaice) is the source of this 979-nucleotide messenger RNA. RefSeq names its product NK3 homeobox 1 (gene nkx3-1). Gene Ontology annotation, cellular component: nucleus. Gene Ontology annotation, molecular function: DNA-binding transcription factor activity, RNA polymerase II-specific; RNA polymerase II cis-regulatory region sequence-specific DNA binding. Gene Ontology annotation, biological process: cell differentiation; regulation of transcription by RNA polymerase II. The record is from RefSeq and is a predicted model, not a curated record. The transcript is spliced from 2 exons. Bases 83 to 682 code for a protein of 199 amino acids. NCBI's taxonomy places the organism in Eukaryota, Metazoa, Chordata, Actinopteri, Pleuronectiformes, Pleuronectidae.
GUGAGUGUGUGAGCACUCACACUCCUUCAACCACCUCCAGCUGCAGCUGCAGCCCUCUGGCUCUGAUCUGUGGAUCUACUGGAUGGACAUGUCUGAUACAGUUAAACCUCGGACUUCAUUCCUCAUAGAGGACAUCCUGUCCGUUAAGGACAGCACGAGCCUUAGUGGAAAAUCCAGUUAUCAGAAGAUGGAGAGAUGUUCACAGUGGGAGGAGGAAGAGUCUGAAAAGUUGACAGAGAAACUUUAUGCUCAAGAGACAGUGUCUGGAGAACACUCAGGGUCUCUGGACACCUCCUGUCCCAUCACCCCAGAGUCCAGCAGUUUGUCCUCCACAGGGAAACAGAGACGCUCCCGAGCUGCGUUCACACACCUCCAAGUUCUGGAACUGGAGAAGAAAUUUAACCACCAGAAAUACCUGUCAGCCCUGGAGCGGGGUCACCUGGCCAACGCCCUGAGACUGACUGAGACCCAGGUGAAAAUCUGGUUUCAGAACCGGAGGUACAAAACGAAACGAAAGCAGCAGACGUCAGAGUUCAGUAAAGAUGGGUACAAAGCCGAGGGACUGCAGGGCCUGAGAGAAGAUUUAGUGCGGUCGUCUCUGAUCACCUCUUUCUGCAAAGCUUACCAGUACAGACCGUACCUGUGGGACUACAGUGGCCCCUGGGGACCAACAUUAUGGUGAAAGUGACACUGGGAUUUUAAAUCAUGUGUGGUAUUCCUGAUAUUUAGGCUCAAUGUUCCUUAUCAAAGAUGAUUCCUUACACUGUGUGACAGAAUCGUACGAAAGCUUCACUAGUUUGCCAAAAGCACGACAUAUAAAAAUGUGUAUGUACAGUAUGAAUGAAUAUGAUGUGGCUUUGCACAGCAAACUAUUAAAACACUGAAUUCACUCGAUUAUUGAUUGUUUAAUAAACUGAUGCUGAUACAUUUCAUCUGCCUUUGUAUUAAAACGUACAGAAAAUAAAUUGAAUUGAAAAUA